Mesocestoides corti is the source of this 3033-nucleotide messenger RNA. The record is from the annotation of a GenBank genome assembly. Lineage: Eukaryota; Metazoa; Platyhelminthes; Cestoda; Cyclophyllidea; Mesocestoididae.
UUGAGCUGUCGUCGCGUAGCAGAACACGCAGCACGCUUGAAGGAUGUUGCUUUUGUUCUAAAGGCAUAUGUUCUUCAGCAAAACCAAAACCAGACACCUUCGGGUGACGUUGAUAGUAUAUGGAAUUUGCGACGUCGCUUGGAGGCUUCUGAAGCAGCGCUUUUGCGUGCUCGCACCGGCAAUGUCGCCAUGCAACGCCAAGUCGAGGCCGGGCUUUCAUAUCGCCGUGAAGUUCAGCAACUCCGGUCAGAAAUAUCAAUGUAUCGGGAUACAAUUGCACAGUACAGGAAUCUGAUCGACGAAGGCAAUCGCUUCAGAGAUGACCUUCGCAAGGAGUUGGAACAGGCCAGGAAGUCUGCAUCAAGUGCAAGGGCUGAUUUGGCAAGAGAACUGCGACAUCAAAAUCGCCAAUCCUAUCCAUCUACUACUUCUGUUGAUGCUCAUAGUCGAUGGCUUGAAACCCAAAACGAGGAAAAUUUGAAGCUACAAGAAUCUGUUCGCUCCCUGACAGCCAAGGAAAUGGCAUUAUCAGAGCAGCUUUCUAGUAUCAGGGUCUACGUCCAAGAGGAAAUUGAUCGCAUCUCAUUCUCGAAACGCAAGCACCCUGCAUCAAUGGUAAGCUCCCGAGACUGGUUCUUGGGCUUGGCGGGCCUGCUCGGUCUUCCCACUCCUUCUUUGUCUUCGUCUCAACGUGUUUCGGAGGCAAUAUCUGCCGGACACCUCGUCAAUGAAGAUGGUCUGUCACUCCCCCAUAAACUUCAUCGGAGUAGACAGUCGAAGCGUGUUCCUAUCGCCAGCAAUGUGACUGGAAAUACUUCAUGCGUUUCUGUCUUUAUUGAAGCCAACGCAGCAUCGACGACGUCCUCGCAAAUGUUAUCUACAAAAUCAUUACAAAAGAAUUCUUCAUAUACUUCAGCGCCGGAGCAUAAACUGGGUAAACGUGAGGUGAAUGUUGACUGCAUCUAUGAGGUACCAUGUAAAAAGCGCCAUCGAAAAAUCGCCCCAUCAUCUUCAGCACUUGAGAACGUCUUAAACGAUCUUGAUGAGCUGACAGAUAAUUCAGACAUUCAGAGUUUUGCCAAAAAGCGACCUCGUAGAGAAACCUCAUCCGAAAAACGCUGUAUGCAGCAACCAUUGGAGUCUCUUCUAUCAUCUUCAGCAGUAAAACGCAAGCGAAGAACCACCACUGAAAAGGCACCAGGGGCAACAACCCAAACCCCGUUUCUUCGAAACUCAUCAUCUCCUUCUAUAGCUUCUCCUACUAGGCUCUUUACUCCUCCAAAUGAGGAACAUGGAAGAAAUCCACAUAACAAACGCGACUCAUCUUGUGACGAUAAAAAAGAGACUUCGGCAUAUUCCGUGCAAGGCACCUCGACAAGUCGACGUACUAGAUCGCAAAAAGGCAAGGCUAAGUCCACCAGUACCUCAAACACCUUGCACACGCCAGAACUUAAACUCCACGCCACGUCUUUGCCACCAGUCGUUGAACAAGAUAGCCACACCUCUGCUUCCUCCUCAGAUUCCCCGUGCACUCCACCCGGCUCCAAGACCCCACCACUUCCCGACAGUGGAAAUUUAAAUCAGUUGAAUGAAAAACCGUCCGUAGAUCUGGACGAUGCAUCGCCUUUGAUUGAAAACGGAGACGCCUCAGAUCGCAGUUUUAUGUCGCCUGUUUUACGACCAACAUCGACCAAGCAUCCGAAACGACUCUCACCCUCCACUGCCGCGGGCCGCCAAUCCACCAUCAAAGCCGCAUGCUGCAGAGCUCUUUUCUGCCAGAAGGAAAGCCACACUGGAGCACAAUCAGUUUUUGAAUCCAACUCCGUGCAAUGCACAUCUCGUGCAAAAAUCUAUAGCCUCAGAAGUGAUUCGAUGGAGGGGAAUCCCUCAAAAAGCCGUCUCGAACAAAAUGACGUUACCCCUGCCGAUUUGUCUUCUUGGGAGAGGAACCAAACACCCUCCAUAGCGGUUGCUAGCCCACCGAAGGAAAUGCCCUACACCAGCCUCACUGAAAUUAUCACCGCGAAAUUUUCCAAGUCGCUUUCAGAUUGGUUUAACGACCUUACGGAUUACGAGGAGCCGGAUCCGCCAGUGGUCGAUGGACCUCCACAACGACUUCAGAUUGUUGAAUCUAAGUCCCUUGUGACGACCUCGCCAGUCUCUCCACUUAAUUCUUCUGAUGCAACCACUCCAAAGCGGUCCUCUAUACCUCGGGGAAGCUAUUUAGUAAUGGAGUCAGGCAUAGUCGACGGUCUGAACCGUCGAUCCCUUCUAGAUGAUUUGACAUCUCACUUUACUGGUCAGUGCUCUUUUAAUCAGGUUCCAAAUAACAUCCCCAUGGACGUCUUUUGUGACGCGCUUAUUCGAGCAGUUGAUCUGUCGGAGACGUCUGUCUCAGUUGUUUCGCCUCCUGAAGCUGUCUACCGGGCUGCGGACUUGUUAAGAGCAUCGGGCAGACGAAUGGACGCUUCUUUAUUCGCCUGCUGGUUCCGCGUCCGUAAGCACGGCAAACGGAAGCGCAGAUGUCUGCCUCGGCCUCCUGUGCAAUUUUACCGACUGGCUCAGACUGCCUUUUUGUGCUGCCAGAACCACGUCGACCAACUGCUGUACCAAUUAGCUGCUUUUGUGCUCUUUAACGGCAACUCGACCGCUCCAAUGUCGUGUCUUCUUCUUGCCUCGGGCUCCCUGCCUUCAGCACCACCCUCCAGUCUUGACACCGUCUACCAGUUUUUGGUUUCCGAGGAACCGUCAGUGAAUGAUUUUUUCACUCACGCUCUCACUGAGAGGCGUUGGUCAGUUCAGACUACGGGGCCGUCUCUACGAGAUUUGCUCUGUAACCUGGUUGAUAAAGUUUGCCAUCGAACAGAAAACGAAAAUGUUGAGGCCAAUCUAAAAGCCCUGCGGUUGAUCCUCACUGCGAAGGCAUUCAAUGAGUUGGACGUGAAAAAAUCCUCUACCUACCGAUUCGGUCUCAUCGGCUGGCUUCUUAAGGCGAGGCUGAUGAAUUGGAUCAGCAACCUCGCAAAAUCGUAA